Paramisgurnus dabryanus is the source of this 1719-nucleotide messenger RNA. RefSeq names its product GTPase IMAP family member 9-like. Lineage: Eukaryota; Metazoa; Chordata; Actinopteri; Cypriniformes; Cobitidae. The record is from RefSeq and is a predicted model, not a curated record. Gene Ontology annotation, molecular function: GTP binding.
AAACCCCACUGCAAUCUGUACAGGAAACUCUUUUGACAAAUUUAAGGUGAUGAUUAAAAUACUGUGAGUUGAAAGAAUAGUUCACAUUAGUCUAAGAUUUAAUGAACGAUCAAGAUGUUGAAUUUCAAGCUGCUCCACUAGUUACAAGAAACAUUUAUUUUUAUAUCUGCCUGUGUGUAAAGUAUACUGAUGGUACAAGUGAAAGUAAAAGCUAGUUUUCUAAAAUGCAUUUCACAAAAUAAAGUGCAAGGGGUGUGGAUAACACAGCAGGUACAACAAUGCUGUCCGACUAAAAAUUCAGUUGCAUUUGAGGUGAACUGCUGCAGGAGAAAAAAUGUUUGCGCGUCUAAAUUGUCUGUGUUGUUAUUGUCCUAUAGCACAUCAACCAAACACACCGCUUCGCAUUGUAAUGAUUGGAAAAACUGGAGUUGGGAAAAGUGCAGUUGGAAACUGCAUUCUCGGUAGAAAAGCUUUUGAAUCAUCCCCUUCUGCAAAUUCUGUUACUCAUGUAUGCAGAAAAGAAAAGGUGAAUGUCGGAAGAGACAUUUAUGUUAUUGAUACCCCUGGCAUCUUGGACACCAAUAAAUCGCUAGAUAAGAUCAAACCAGAAAUCGUGAGAUGCAUUCAGGUGUCAGCACCAGGUCCUCAUGUGUUCCUGCUGGUGAUCCAAAUUGGCCGUUUCACAAACGAGGAGCAAAAUUCUGUUCGGGCUUUACAAGAGCUCUUUGGUGAAGAAGCUUCAAAAUACAUGAUAGUGGUCUUCACUCAUGGAGAUUUGCUCAAAGAUGAAACAAUUCAAGAAUAUGUCCAAAAAGGCCACGAUGAACUCCGAAGAGUCAUCCAGAGCUGUGGAAGUAGAUAUGUUGUUUUUGAUACCACUAACAUGAGGAAUCGAUCUCAGGUGAAAAUAUUAAUUGAGAAAAUAGAUGAGAUGGUGACAGCCAAUGGAGGAGGUUGCUUUUCUCAAGAAAUGUAUAAAGAAGCAGAAGAGUUGAUUCAACAACAACAACGAAGAAGAAAAAUAAACAGAGAGCUUGCCGAGCUUCUGGAGUAUGAUUUUAACUUUCUUGAUAUAUUGGAUGCUAGAAUUCCUUUGUUCCAUCAAAUAUUGCUUGGGAACUAUUUCCAAAAUCUUGGGUUUGAUGAUCGAAUGUUCUAAAUAUUAUAUAUAACAGUGUCAGAGUGACAUUCAGCCUCUUGUAUUAUUUUACAUUAAGUUUUCAUAAUAAAUGUAUGUAUUUUCAUUCUUUAAAAUCAUUAGAGUAAUUUUGAAAAAUGAUCAAAUUCAGAAACAAAAUGCCUAAAUUUGUAUGCCUAAGUUUACCUUAGUUGUUUUAGUUUGUUGUUUUCAAUGCAGUCAGUUAAACUACACCAAGUUAUUCAAGCUUGUACAAAUGUUUAUAAAUUAAAUAGUACAGAAUAUUUGGAUUAUGCAUUUUGUCUGAAGCAAUUAGUUUACAGCACAUUCAAGCUAUGCAUUUUAUCAUUACAUUGCAUUGCCAGAUGUUUAAACCCAUGACCUUGUGUUGCUACUAUGCUCUAUUGAUGCAUGAAAGAUUUACACAUUUAACAAAGAUAAACUGUCUAUGAUACAUUUGUAGUCUGUAAUAGGAAAAUGUAUUCUUUAUGUAUUACCAGUCUUUCACACUGAAAUUUGCAUUAUUUAUGUAAAUAAUGAAUAAGAAUAUAUGACAAAAGAUCUAUGUAUUUGUUUUAAAA